UUGAAAUUUUCGUUGUUGUCGCUAGCUACACGCUGCUAAGGAGUUGGAGUGUUGGAGUGAAGUUGGAGUGGUAUGAAUGAUUAUCAUUUAGACAGACGACACACUGUACAGCCGGAAACGUAAAUGUUUUUGAAUUGUAGGCAAGCAUUUCCCUUCUCUCACGCAUCUCCAUGGAUGGCAUAUCUCUGGUUUUACAAGAUGCAUACGGUCGUGUGCAGUUGGGAGGACUACCUAGCAAAGAUUUUCGGGAAUUGGCGUUUGUCAUUAAUGCUAGUAUCAGCAAACCCCCUGGCACUGGAGAUCCACCUUCCACUGAAGCUGAGGACAGUGAUCAAAAAGCGAAGAAAAUCAUACCCCACUCUUAUGGAAAUGUGGCUUUACAAGUCACGUUACUGGGUCUCUCACUCUUUGAAAAAAUGACAGUCAAACUAUUGAAUCACGAGUUGCCGCAGGACCUCAGACUUUACACCCUAAAUCUGUUUCAGGUGCUUCAUGAAGAAUUCAGUUUCAUUUCAAGUACUUUCGCCCUUUUUGGCAACAACGAUAGAUUGGUGUCCCAUUUGGCAGCAAAAUGUGUAUCCUCACUUCUUAUUUGUGAACUGCAGAGUUCAAAUGCAGGUGGCGUGGUCAUGGAAACGAUGUGUGAAGAAGUAUUCCAAAUGCACAGUUCUUGUUCUAAAUUGGAUGCUGGUGUCUGGUCCCUGACGGCUGUGAUGAAAGAACUACUCAAAGGAAACACUGAGCAUAAGUCAGAGCAAAUUGAGAAAUUACUCACAAGGAUGGACCCUGUUAUCACGUCCUUGUACUCGUCUCUUUUCCAAAGUGAGGACACCAGGAGAACUGGUGACUGGGGGACGGCACUGACCACAUUCAUGGACCUGCUCGAGGCUCUCACUGCUGCCCGAUUCCGGCUAGGCAUCUGCGUCUCGAGCCAGAGGCUGUUGUUCAUCCAAACCCCAGUUCUUCUACAACUUCUGGACAGUCCUUUAGACUACUUUGUGAAGAAACAUGUACUUUUGCUCCUGAAGAAAAUACUUCUUCAGAGGACUGGUGAGGAUUGGCUUUUGGGAGCAGUAAGCCCCACAACCCAUGGAUAUCCUUACCAUGCUGAGGAUAUGGUUGCACUCACAGACUCUGUCCUACAGGCAGUGGCCUGUGGCUGGUUGAAGCACGUGCCUGUGAGAACCGGCCCCGGUUUCUUUGGCGGCACCAAGGAGUCAUGUUCAGAAGAAGGAGCUGAUGAUGUGAUGUUGAGAGCAGUGAGCCUGGUUCUUCUCAAGUGUCUGGAAUACCAAACCAAGUCAGCUAAUUCUAAGAGUGGCAGCCAGACCAUUCAUGUGCUGAGGUAUUUAAACAAGUUACUUCAGUUCCUGAGCCAGCAUUGUGUUCAGCUCAGGCAGAGCGGUCAUCCUUGUUUGUGUGUGUCACUGGUGUUUGUGGACCAGGAUGAUGACAUGAUGGAGGCUGCUAGGGCUUUAAUUAUACUGCACACACACCAGAAAAGCUUGGGUGUUCCCUCAGAGGCCGGCUCUUGUUCGGUGGGGUUGAACCCUCACUGCCAUUUUGUGCUCCUCCUCAGAGGCCUUGCUUUCGACCACUCUGUGCUGCUGGACUUCUUAAUCUCUUCCGAAACUUGUUUCUUGGAGUACGUUGUCCGCUACUUAAAGCUCCUGCGGGAAGACUGGGAGGGCUUCUGCUUCUCAUGUCAGCUCAUCGAGGUACAGGGCUUCCAAAGGCAUGGCAAGUGGAGGAAGAACAGAAGCCAAACUUCACCUCUGCAUGGCAGAUCUUCUUUUAGUGAGCAAGCAAGAGGAUCUCAUUCAGGUGACAGUCUGAGCGAUGUCUGCUUGGGUCUGUCUGCCUGCCCACGUCUGGUGGAUUAUGGGAGCUCGGAGGACUCGGGGGAGGAGGAGGAGGAGGAGGAGAUGGAUGUGUGUGUGGGCUCAUCUGACACAGCCCAAAGUGCUGCUGCAGGUUCUCACAGUGCAGAGGGAGGCAGAGAAUGGAUCUCCCUGCCAGACUGCAAAGACAGCCAGGAAACCAGUAACCAUCCAGUAGCGUUUGUCAGGUGCACACAGACAUCUCUAGCUCGAAAAGUAGUGCUUUGCCUCAUGGAGCUAAGGACAGUUAUAUCAAGGUUACAGAAAAAGAACCUGUUUCCGUACAAUCCUGCCUCACUAGUAAAGCUCCUGACACUAAUUGAAGAAAAGAGUGAAUUAGUUUCCUAGUUUCCACCACUGGUAGAUUCUAAAUGAAGUGUACCGAUUAUUGUUCCUUGCCUAGUUUCUCAUACUUUCACGUUACUAAGGAGUCAAAUGUGUUGAAAUGGGAUGUGACAGUUAGUAAAGUUAGUUACGUUUUUUUCAACUCAAAAAGUCUUUGGGUUGAAUUGCAGUGUAGUAGUCUACCUGGAGACUGACAUUAUAGAAUGCUGCGUGUAAGUGUAUCAGAAUACAGUAUUUUUUUAAGACACAGUAAAUACAUUCAUUCAUUAUUAAGUAAUUCUGCAGAUAAUAGCAUUUUACUUAUUUUAGUCUUGUGUAUUUGUGUGCAAAUAGAUACCACAUGAUGCCCUAACAAUAGAUGCCCUAACCAAACAAAUAACCUGUUUGACACAGCACAAGGAAACAUCCUUCUGAAGGAAACAACAUAUAUUCUUCCCACAGUUUGAAAGGGUGUUCUCUUUCUCAUGUUUCGUGUCCAUUGGUGGAUCUGUUGCAAGGCUAUGGCAUAGCACUCUGGUUUGGCUUAGCAGGAAAUAUCACCUGCCUUUUCCAAUCUGGCAUGGUAAAUCAGCUUCCUCUCACCACCCAUUUGCUAUGAACAAAACAUUUCUCAAUGUCUUUUGGAAAACAUGUGAAAGUGAUUUCAGAGUUGUCCGCUGACAUCAAAUUAAGUAGUUCUGCAUCCACUUGUAACUAAAAUCUCUGCCUAACCAAGUCAAUCAAAUAAAAAUUGUGAGUAAGAAA
Messenger RNA from Clupea harengus (Atlantic herring), 2969 nucleotides. It is a transcript of the gene lins1, whose product is annotated as lines homolog 1. The record is from RefSeq and is a predicted model, not a curated record. Lineage: Eukaryota; Metazoa; Chordata; Actinopteri; Clupeiformes; Clupeidae.